AUGACGCCGCCAACUCCUGCUCCGACUUAUCCAACGCCACCCACUAGUGGAUACAACGUUACUUUUUCGAUGUAUCUGAUCGAAAGUAUGAUGACGAUGGAUAUGAGAAGGUGUUAUUAUUUGAAUCAGACCAAACAAAUCGUCUACGAAACCUUAAAAGGCCUGGACGACUCGGUCGGAGUCACAUUUUUAACAUAUGGAAAAACGGGAGAAUCGGCCUCGAUGACCGAUAUGAUGUCCCGAGCCCAAGCUAUGGAUGCCGUGGUGAAAAUACAAAUGCACGGGAUGAUUAUGGUAGCCAACGAGACUGCG
This is a messenger RNA of Mesorhabditis spiculigera, 312 nucleotides long. NCBI's taxonomy places the organism in Eukaryota, Metazoa, Nematoda, Chromadorea, Rhabditida, Rhabditidae. The record is from the annotation of a GenBank genome assembly.